This is a messenger RNA of Tachyglossus aculeatus (Australian echidna), 2394 nucleotides long. RefSeq names its product olfactomedin 3 (gene OLFM3). NCBI's taxonomy places the organism in Eukaryota, Metazoa, Chordata, Mammalia, Monotremata, Tachyglossidae. The transcript is spliced from 6 exons. Gene Ontology annotation, biological process: signal transduction. The record is from RefSeq and is a predicted model, not a curated record. The coding region runs from base 356 to 1732 and encodes 458 amino acids.
CACACCGAUUCCAUCAGUCGUUCGCCUUCCCUGUCCCUGCCUCCUCUCUGCCACUCGUGGCUUUUCCCCCCUUCUCCUUGGGUCCAAAGUUUUGCGGCCAGCCGGCUGGGAGGGAGGAGGCCCGUCAGCACCUCGGCCAGCGCCUGCGGCAGCCGGGCAAGGAUGCUUGCGGAAUGAUCGCCCUCCAGGGCGGUUGCUCCCGCUGCUCCUACUCCAGCUCCUCCUGCUCCCUCUCCUCCUCGCAUUCCAGCUCUGUCGGAAAGGCAGCAAGUGCUCCCGACCAGAGAAGGUCCCUGCAGUGAGCGCGGACAGGCUGAAUGCAAGAGAGUGAAGAAGACCUGGAACCAGGGUCAGAAUGCAGGUAACAUCCAACCUCCUCAACCUUCUGUUGCUGGCCCUGCUGGCUGCAUUGGAUCCCUCUAAGACUCAGAUCAGCCCAAAGGAAGGGUGGCAAGUAUAUAGCUCAGCCCAAGAUCCCGAUGGUCGUUGCAUCUGCACUGUUGUUGCACCUGAGCAAAAUCUGUGCUCUCGAGAUGCCAAGAGCAGGCAACUCCGACAACUGCUGGAAAAGGUUCAGAAUAUGUCCCAGUCUAUUGAAGUUUUAAACCUGCGGACUCAGAGGGAUUUUCAAUACGUAUUGAAAAUGGAAACCCAAAUGAAAGGGUUGAAGGCCAAGUUUCGGCAGAUCGAAGAUGAUCGGAAGACGUUAAUGACCAAGCACUUUCAGGAGCUGAAAGAAAAGAUGGAUGAGCUCCUGCCAUUGAUCCCUGUCCUGGAACAGUAUAAAACUGAUGCCAAGUUAAUUACCCAAUUCAAAGAGGAAAUUAGGAACCUAUCUGCGGUUCUUACGGGAAUCCAAGAAGAAAUUGGAGCGUAUGACUAUGAGGAAUUACAUCAGAGGGUGCUCGGCUUAGAAACCAGGCUUCGAGACUGCAUGAAAAAACUCACCUGUGGCAAACUGAUGAAAAUCACAGGCCCUGUUACAAUCAAGACAUCUGGGACACGAUUUGGAGCUUGGAUGACAGAUCCUUUAGCAACUGAAAAAAAUAACAGGGUCUGGUACAUGGAUAGUUACACAAACAAUAAAAUUGUCCGUGAAUACAAGUCAAUUGCAGACUUUGUCAGUGGAGCUGAAUCAAGGACAUACAACCUUCCCUUCAAAUGGGCAGGGACAAAUCACGUCGUCUACAACGGAUCCCUCUAUUUCAAUAAGUAUCAGAGCAACAUCAUCAUCAAGUACAGCUUUGAUACGGGGCGAGUGCUGGCCCAACGGAGCUUGGAGUAUGCCGGCUUUCACAACGUCUACCCGUACACCUGGGGUGGCUUCUCUGACAUUGAUCUGAUGGCUGAUGAGAUCGGGCUGUGGGCGGUGUAUGCCACCAACCAGAAUGCCGGCAACAUUGUCAUCAGCCAGCUCAACCAGGAUACCUUAGAGGUGAUGAAGAGCUGGAGCACCGGCUAUCCAAAGAGAAGUGCUGGGGAAUCCUUCAUGAUCUGUGGGACCUUGUAUGUUACCAACUCCCAUUUAACUGGAGCUAAGGUCUACUACUCCUAUUCUACCAAAACCUCCACGUACGAGUACACAGACAUCCCCUUCCAUAAUCAAUACUUUCACAUAUCCAUGCUUGACUAUAACGCAAGAGAUAGAGCUCUGUAUGCCUGGAACAAUGGGCACCAGGUCCUGUUCAACGUCACCCUCUUCCACAUCAUUAAGACUGAGGAUGACACAUAAGCUUCAUUUUUUUGUUCAGUUCUAGCUGUCAUUUGUGAUAAACUCUAAAGCAUCCCUUUGUUUUGUUUUUUUUUUAUUAUGUCGUCUGUAAUUUCCUUUUUUUUUUAUCUGCAUAGUGUGUUCCAAAUACAGCUGAGCCUGUCUAAGAUCAACUGUGAGAAAUGCAUCUUAACUCUUAUAUCUUACAAGGCUGGUAAUGACCUUGUUGUGAAAAGCACUAAAGAGGAUUUGAAUGACUAAAGACAUCAUUUUAAAAGGAUAAUGAUCUGCCUUAUGUUAGUCAGAGACAAUGGUGGCUUAAAUGCAUGGAUGUCUUUUUUUUUCACUUUCUGCCACUUUUAAAAAUCUACUGUUUGCUCCAUUUCAGCAAAUACUUGGGUAGUAAUUGGAAGUGUAAAGAGCACCCUUUGUCUCAUAAUUUCACUUAUUUCCAAAAGGAGAUAUAAAGAUCUAAUUUCUUUGGAAAAAAAUAAUGUAAAUCAUGUCGCUGUUAACACAAUUCAAUGCGGUGCUGUACAGUACGUUUUUAAACCUCUUGCUAACAUUUUAUCGGCAAUAUGUAUUUCUAUCAUUGUAACCACCAUUGUGCAAUUGUAUCUCUUCACUUCUGUGAAAGUAAACUAAGUACUAUUUUUUAUAAAAUAUAUUGAAGUUUAAUCUCA